Messenger RNA from Pediculus humanus corporis (human body louse), 1275 nucleotides. RefSeq lists its product as uncharacterized. Lineage: Eukaryota; Metazoa; Arthropoda; Insecta; Psocodea; Pediculidae. The transcript is spliced from 2 exons. The coding region runs from base 1 to 1275 and encodes 424 amino acids. The record is from RefSeq and is a predicted model, not a curated record.
AUGAAACCUGGAGUCUUUAUAUUAUUUAUUUUCGAUGUUUUACAAUUUAGUCAAACGGAAAUUCGUCACCGUCAACAAGAUAAAUACGCGACGAAACAAAAUUACACGACGAUUCCCUGGUCGUCGUCGACGACGACAUAUUUAAACAAAAAAAAUAAUAAUAAUUUACAAAAAGAAAAUUAUUAUUUAACGACGAACGUUAGUAAAAAUGAUUGGACGGUGACGAUGCCACACGUCGUUUCAUCGAAAAAUGGCGACGAUUACGAUUUCCGCUCUAUUACGUCACAAUCCUCGUCACGCUCGGUGAAAAAAACGACAACAAAUCAUUUUUCCUACGUUGAUACUACUGAUGAUGAUAAUAAGAUCGUCGUCAACGACGAUGACGACGACGAUGAUGACGUCGACAACGACGACGUAAUAAAAUAUUACGAUUCGAACGAUAACAGAACGAAUUAUGAUGAUGAUGAUGAUCGGGAUUUUAUCGGAGUGAAACACGAAACGACUCGCGAAUAUUCUAUUGCCACGUUUAAAAAAAUCAAUGAUGAAAAAAUAACGGGGAAAUUUGUCGACGAUUCGCCAGAGGAAAAAUUUAUUUUUUAUAACGAAUCCCAUCUGGAAAGUUCGACGCAAAGUCACGUGUCAACAAAUGAUGGGAUUUUUCAUAGAGUAAAAGAAAACGUGGCCGUUAUGAAAAAUAAAAAUCGUCGAAGUGAUGAUGAUGAUAAUAAUAAUACUACAUCACCGAGUUUCGUCGGAAAUAAUAAUAAAAAUUUUUAUUUUGCUCAACCGUUGGUAGCACUGGCAGAAAGUGUUGACGGAAUCGUCGACGACGACGAUAAUAAUAAUAAUAAUAAUAAUAAUAUAGACGACGAUUGUUUUGAAAAUAUCGUCGAAAACUUUUCCAUAACCGACGAUAUUGUUUCGGAAAACAUUUUGACUGACAGAAACGAAGCGGAAAAGCUAACCAACGUGUUGGCGAGAAACAAAGGAGAUUUGGAUAAAAUGACGGAUGUUAUGGAUUCGAUAAUGGCGGAACACGAUAGAAUAUCAUCGAUAUCGGUUGUGAAAUUGAAAAAAACAGACGGAUCGAGGAUUUCGCAAACGGUUUACAGGAAAGGAUCAGAAAUAUUAAUUAGCAGACGAUCCGAUCGAACCUUUUUACUUCCCGUUAAUAAUAAUAAUAAUAAUUCAUGGACGAAAAUAUUUAAAAACUGUCUCACGAAAUUCUGGACUUUCGGUUAUUAUUUUUUCAUUGAAAACGAUACCGUGAGGUAA